GGUAGAACACCUGGCCACCAAACAGCUUCUUUUUUUUUUUUUACCGUCGAGGUUUGUUGUGGUGUUUCAUUCAUUCUAGAAAUACGACUUUAUAUAUAUUGUAUUAUAAAAACCUCACAUUUUGUAACAGCAGUGUUCGUAAAGUGUCCAACUUUGUGAGAGGAUUACUUCCGGGUCAAUUUUGUAACUUAGGUACAUAACACACACGCGUGAGAGAUAACUGUACCUGCUGACCUGUACCCGCUCUCAUGUCCACGGCGGUGCUCGUAGCCGCUGUAGUCGGCGGUGGAGUGCUGCUCCUCAUGCGCCGUCUGUUCCCCCGGAAGAAAGCGGUGAGUCUGCUCCGUUAUCCCGUCAACACUAUGCUGGGAAAGACGGUCAUUGUAACCGGGGCUAACUGCGGGAUAGGGAAGGCCCUGUCCGGGGAGCUGCUGAAGCUCCGGGCCCGGGUCAUCAUGGCAUGUCGGGACCGGCAGAGCGCAGAGGAGGCGGCGAAGGACAUCAAGAAGCAAGCGGGACCAGAGCAGGGGGAGGUGGUCAUCAAACACCUGGAUCUUGCUUCCCUGGGAUCAGUACGGAAAUUCUGUGAGGAGAUUAAUGAGGAGGAAUCCAAGAUUGACGUGCUUAUCAACAACGCAGGGCUGUACCAGUGUCCCUACACAAAGACAGAGGAAGGUUUCGAGAUGCAGUUUGGUGUGAAUCACCUGGGCCACGUCCUGCUCACUCACCUCCUGCUGGACCUCCUGAAGUCGUCAACUCCAAGCCGCAUCGUCGUCGUUUCCUCAAAGCUUUACAAAUAUGGCCACAUCAACUUUGAUGACCUGAACAGUGAAAGCAACUACAACAAAGCCUUCUGCUACAGUCAGAGCAAGCUGGCCAACUUGCUCUUUACCCUAGAACUGUCCCAUCAGCUGGAGGGGACGGGCGUCACAGUCAACGCUCUUACCCCAGGCAUCGUGAGGACCAGACUGGGCCGGCAUGUCCAAAUCCCCUUCCUGGCAAAGCCGCUCUUCUACCUCGCCUCACGUCUCUUCUUCAAGAGCCCGUUGGAGGGGGCCCAGACUCCGCUCUAUCUGGCCUGCUCCCCCGAGGUGGAGGGAGUGUCAGGGAAGUGUUUCGCUAACUGUGAGGAGGAGCAGCUGAUGGAGAAAGCUACAGAUGAGCAGGCAGCCAAGAGACUUUGGGACGUGAGCAGGAGGAUGGUGGGCCUCGCUGACUGAGCACAGUCCUCUUCUGUGGACAGUAUUAGGACAGGAGGGGGCGAGAUUAUCUGGUCCUGCAUAAAACUGUCUGCCCGGGACCACCUGAUUGUUUUGGAUUGGUUCCAAUUGCAACCUUGAGGACAUAGUUGAUAACUAUGUGACAUAUUGUGCCAAUGAAAUGUGUAAAUUAAAUGUAUGUGAGCAGGAGUGUACAUUGCAGAAAUAUAAUAAAAUUCCUGUUCAAACUUA
Notolabrus celidotus (New Zealand spotty) is the source of this 1451-nucleotide messenger RNA. It is a transcript of the gene rdh14b, whose product is annotated as retinol dehydrogenase 14b. The transcript is spliced from 2 exons. NCBI's taxonomy places the organism in Eukaryota, Metazoa, Chordata, Actinopteri, Labriformes, Labridae. Bases 249 to 1220 code for a protein of 323 amino acids. The record is from RefSeq and is a predicted model, not a curated record.